Messenger RNA from Eupeodes corollae, 721 nucleotides. RefSeq lists its product as uncharacterized. Bases 100 to 717 code for a protein of 205 amino acids. The transcript has 2 exons. Lineage: Eukaryota; Metazoa; Arthropoda; Insecta; Diptera; Syrphidae. The record is from RefSeq and is a predicted model, not a curated record.
ACAAAAAAAAUAAACAUUGAAAAAUCUUAAUAAUAAAACAGGUAGUAUUUUUUAUAAAAACAUUUAUUAAAACAACAUUUUAAAUUAAAAAAAAUAAGGAUGUUUUCAUCAGAAAAUGCGGCGUCUGAACGUCAAGGAGAUCAUCACCAUAAAAACCAAAACACGAAAGAAAAUACUACAGCACCUGUUGACAAUCUCGAAGAAGACUCAUCUUCGGAUACAAUAACUAAAGCGGAACACAUAUCAUUACUUUCUAAGUCUACAAUUAAGUCUUUUUCAAGAUUCCUUCCCCGUAAUGUCGUCGGUACGAUUGGCCGGAAAACUUCAUUACUCACACGACGCACUCUACGCUCUGGACGAGGUUCUUUGAGGACAUUAAAUCAAAACUGGGAUACGUUAAAUUCUUUGUCGUCUUUUGUUGAAGGCGACACCAGUAGCAGCAUGAUUGGAAACUCACAUUCACAAGAAGAUGUUAUCACAAAACGAAAACAACAAUUGCGUCUGCAAAAGAACUACACCCUCAGAUUGAGUAAAUUUAAGGAUAAGUUCAAAACAAAACGCCACUCGAAAAAAGAUCGAUUUGGUUCUCUUCACGUUGCUUCUCCAGAUCGAUUUCGUAAGGACCUCAAUCAAUCGAAAAUCGAAAGCAAUAAUAAACAAGCAAAACUUUUAGAGAAAUUAUUGGAGAAACAUAAUAAACAUUUAGAGAGUUUGUAGUCGA